Molecule: messenger RNA, 2867 nt
Organism: Papaver somniferum (opium poppy)
Lineage: Eukaryota; Viridiplantae; Streptophyta; Magnoliopsida; Ranunculales; Papaveraceae
Product: peptidyl-prolyl cis-trans isomerase CYP95-like
Exons: 15
Coding region: 365-2617 (750 amino acids)
Biological process (GO): protein peptidyl-prolyl isomerization
Molecular function (GO): peptidyl-prolyl cis-trans isomerase activity
Source: RefSeq, a predicted model, not a curated record
AAUACGUAUGUUUUUUUAGAUGUAUCUGUUGAUGGAGAUCCUGCUGAGAGGAUGGUAUUUGAGCUUUUCCAUGACGUUGUUCCCAAGACUGCAGAGAAUUUUCGAGCACUUUGUACAGAUGGGAGAUUGAAGUUAGGGUUUCGGUGACAGCUCUGAGAUUGAAACAUAGCUGCAUUGUUGCCCAUAUUGCUGGGCACCUGGAGAUGUUGUAUCUACCGUUGCGUGGUCCAUGGUCUUGCUAUGUACGACUGCAUGAUGUACUUGGGGACAUCAAUGGAGAUUAUGCGAAAAGGGAAUUGGGCCUACAACUGGAAAGCCUCUACACUACAAAGGAUCCUUUUUCCACCGAAUUGUCAAAGGAUUAAUGGCUCAGGCUGGAGAUUUUUCGAAGCGAGAUGGAAGUGGUGGUGAGAGCAUAUAUGGAGAGAAAUUUGAAGAUGAAUCCUUCAAGCUAACUCAUGAUGGAUAUGGGUUUCUAUCUAUGGCUAAUGAUGGUCCUCAUAGAAAUGGUUCUCAGUUCUUAAUCACUUUCAAGGCUGCACACCAUCUUGAUGGGAAGCACGUUGUGUUUGGUAAGCUUGUGCAAGGCCGUGAGACUCUAAAGAAGAUUGAGCAUAUAGGUGGUAGCGAGAAGGGAAAACCUGAGUGUAUGGUGAAAAUUGUCAACUGUGGGGAACAUCUUGAAGAUAAAAAGAAAGCCAAUAAACUGAAAGCGAAUGAGGUCUCUAUCGAUGCUGAUGAUCUUGAAGUGAAGCGGAGGGGAAAGCAUAAGAAGACUUCAAAAGAUAGAAGAAGGAAAAAGAGACGAAGAUAUUAUUCUUCUGAAUCCGAUAGUUCAUCGGAUUCUGAAACUGAAUCAUCUGAAUUCGAUAGCGACUCGGAUUCAGAUUCCGCCUCUGAUUCUUCUUCAUCAUCUGACAUUAGUUCGUCAAGUGAAGACAGGCAUAAGAAGAGGAAGAGGGUUUCUAAAAAAGGCAAACAUAGGCGUGGUAAGAAAAGGGAUAAACGGCGAGAGAAAAGGCGCAGGCGGCGUGAUAAGAAAGCGAGGCGCAAAUCAAGAAGGACAUCUGAGAGUUCCAGUGAUUCUGAGAGCGACUCUACAAGUGAAAAUAUCUCCGACGAUGAAAAAGUUGAAGCUCGAGGGUGUUCGACAGGAAAGUCUAGAAACUCAAAGUUAUCAGCAAAGAAUCAAUCUCCUUCGUUAAAGGAAAAGGUGGAAGUUAACCACGUGCAGAAGAACGGUGAGAUGACAAAUGCGCUUCAGCGAGGAGGUGAAUCACCACAAGAGAACGGAAAGCUGAGGAGUAAUGGGACAGAUACCAAGUCUGCCAGAAAUGCUGAUAGACAACCUGAUCUAGUUGAUGCUCAUCCAAGCAAAUCUAGGAGCAGAAGCACGAGUCCUAAAAGGAUCCCAAGUAAGAGUAUGAGUAUCAGUCCAAGGUGUUUGAGCAAGAGCCCUAGUGUGAGCCCUAAAAGAAGAAGUUUGAGCAGGAGUUCACAGAGAAGUGUUGAUAGGAGCCCUGCAGGGGUCCCCCGGCAGAGCAGGAGCGUCAGUCAGAGCCCAGAUAGACGAAGUGUUAGCAGCAGGAGUCCUGUUCGAAGUGUCAGCCCAAGUCCAGUGAGGAAUAGAGCCAUAAGAGACGUCACCAGGAGUCCUUCUCUUCCCCGAAGAAGCAUAAGUCGCAGUCCAGUAAGAUCCCCCCCACGAAGAAGCACUAGCAGGAGUUUGAUAAGGCCUCCUGCAAAGUCCUCGCGAAGGAGCAGUUCUAGAAGCCCUAUGAGGCCCUCGAGAAGGAGCUUAAGUAGAAGUAGGAGCCCUGUCAGACGAGCACCUAGGAGGAGCUUAAGCAGAAGUAGGAGCCCAAUUAGAAGAACACCUAGGAAGAGCCCAAGCAGAAGUCCAGGCAGGGUUCCCCCUCGGAGAAGCAUUAGCCGGAGUCCAGUUAGGCCAGCUGGCAGGAGUAACCGGAGGAGACUUUCAAAGUCUCCUGUAAGUCCUGGCUACCGGGGAAGAUCUCCUAUUCAUAAUCGUGGUAGGAGUGCGUCAAGAAGUGCUUCACCUGAUGGGUCUCCAAAGCGCCUCAGAAGGGGACGCGGUUUUAGCCAGAAGUAUUGGUAUGCACGGCGAUAUCGUACCCCGUCUCCAGACCGCUCUCCCAUUAGGUCACACCGCUAUGGCGGUAGAGGAGAUCGUGACAGAUAUCCAACCUACAGAAGCUAUCGUUCUCCUCCUAGGCGUCACCGGAGUCCAUUAAGAGGCAGAACUCCUCCAAGAUACAGAGGCAGGCGAAGCUGGUCAAGGAGCCGGAGCCUAUCACGAAGUCCUCCUCGCAACAAGGGCCGUGGAAAAGCAGACUACAGCCGUAGCCCAACACAUAGCCGUUCACCUGUUGAGAAACCUAGUUCUCGCGGUGGUGAGGGCUUGAGAUCUGAGAAGCGAAGGUCUGUAUCAAGGAGUUCGAGCAGGAGCAAAUCUGUUUCAAGGUCAUCGGGAGAUACACCUCCCCCAAAGCGUGGAGGCAAAGACGUAAAAUCUAGGUCACCUUCUGCUAGCCCUCCUGCUGGUAAAGGUUUAGUUUCUUACGGGGAUGGUUCACCUGACUCCAGUCAGCGUUAGAGGAAACAAAGACACUAGUUUAGGUAAUCUUUAUGAUGGUUAUUAGUCGUUUGCCUUUCCUACUGCAAGCUGUUCUUGUAAACAAUUUUCCAUUUAGAGGAAAUAGAAACUUUGUUAAGUGAGCAAGUCUUCAGGGUAGUUUUGACUUGUUUCCGAGAUUUUCAAUUUUCUUAUAGAUUAUAUUGUUAUUCCCCUAGAUAAAUUGGCUAUGACAUAGAGAUUUUAUAUAAUAAUACAGUUGUAGUUAUUA